AUGGCGCGAACUUUCAAAGGGCCGGUGGGAGGCCCGUUCUCAUGUUUAUCCAAGGAUGUCAUAAUGAGGCCUCAUUCUGGUGAAGAAGAUGCCCCCGCCAAGUCCCCUGCUCCGAGACAAGGUGAUGAGAAGAAAAAAAAAGAGGGCUGGGAGUUCUUCGAGCUCAUAGAAGAAGAAACCGAAAAGAAAGCUGAGCGGUGGCGAUCGGAGACGCAUACAUUUCACUUGCCCACUGGAGAGGCCACCAUCACGCUGCAGGAUGUCCAGGUUUUAUACGGACUGCGUGUAGAGGGACGCGCCUUCGCACUGCCCCACCACUGGAGAGGGAUGACACGUGCACAGUUGGCGGAUAUGAUGGGGCAGUUGACUGGUUCUAGACCUCAGGGUGACCGGGGUUGCAGUCGCGUUGUUUUGUCAUUCAUUAGAGAUCAGAUGGCGGAUUUGCACCCAGAUAUUACCCACGAGAUGGAGCAUCUUUGGAUUCAGAGGUACACUUGGUUGGCGUUGCUCCUGCUUUUCGGGUGUGUCUUGUUCCUGGAGACUUCGGGGAGUAAAGUGAGUAUGCGCUUUCUGCAUUGUCUUGAGCAGCUGGAUGAGCUACCCCAGUACAGCUGGGGUGCUACUGUUCUGGCGUAUCUGUAUAGGAGCAUGUGUCGGCCGAGCAUAGGUCGAACGGUUGAUAUAUGUGGUUUUCUGCCCCUCCUACAGCGGAUCAUGCCGUUGGAGCCACCUCUACCACCACUUCCGCCCGGUGAGGAUUAUCCGCUUCUCCCUCUAGCUAUCAGGUGGAUUCUCCAGCUUCAUCUGGACGCCAUACAACAUCGAGUUGCUUGGUCAGCUACCCGCUUGUUGGUCGGUCGACCGGCUGAUUUGGAGCACUCCGUCCUGAUGAUCUUCUGGGAUCACAUUGAGUAUCAUACCACGGAGCGUGCGCUUCGACAGUUUGGCCUUCCUCAGCCUAUACCGAGGGAGCCUAGAUGGGAGGCUACACACUAUCAGCGGGACGACCGUGCCAGCAUGGACCGGCAGUAUAUUGGAUGGCUACAGCAACAGAUAGCUUAUUGGGAGGACCGAGCUGGGCGCAUUCCGCUACCACUUACAGUUUUCCAGGAGGCCUCUAUUCAUCUGUAUGCUGAGUGGUACCGCCGUCAGACCCGAAUGAUGAUCGGGAACCCCGUUCAUGUACUUGGCGAGCGCUACAGACCGUACGCCGGGAGGCACGAGGCACUGGCCAUUGGGCAUCAUCGCAUCUACCAGUUGGGACAGGAGAUGCAGCAGCGUGCCGACCCUGAAGUGGUUGAGUAUGGUCGGCAGGUAGCUCAGAUGGCUCGUCUGACACUGUUGCAGGCGAGAGAUGCCGAGAGGUUAGACCAUGAGCAUCAGUAUGUGGCUCCAGAGGCCUACCAACGGGGUAGGCCAGUCCCACGAGCCAGGGGUAGGGCACGAGGAAGGGGUGCCCCACGAGGCAGGGGUGCCCCAUGGGGUCGCAGGGGACGGCGAGGAGGUGGUCAGCAAGGGGGCGUUGAGAUGAGCCUUCCAGCAGCAUGCCUUCGUAUAGCCUUCAGCUAUCUUUGCCAGCAUCGCAGGUCACCCCGUCAGGAGCAUUGUCGAUCAUGGGUACAUUCGACGGGGAUGUAG
Messenger RNA from Nicotiana attenuata, 1638 nucleotides. RefSeq names its product serine/threonine-protein phosphatase 7 long form homolog. Gene Ontology annotation, biological process: meristem development; meristem maintenance. Lineage: Eukaryota; Viridiplantae; Streptophyta; Magnoliopsida; Solanales; Solanaceae. The coding region runs from base 1 to 1638 and encodes 545 amino acids. The transcript is spliced from 7 exons. The record is from RefSeq and is a predicted model, not a curated record.